Molecule: messenger RNA, 1345 nt
Organism: Seminavis robusta
Lineage: Eukaryota; Bacillariophyta; Bacillariophyceae; Naviculales; Naviculaceae
Source: the annotation of a GenBank genome assembly
UAUUAAUAGUACACUGGUAAAGCACUAUUUGUUGUAGUGUAACAAUUAAUUACCGGUGGUGGAACCAGAGUACCAGUACCAGAGAAACUGGUAAUCAAGCUCCGAUUGAAGUUUUACAAGAGAAAGAGCGGGCCUCUUACUGGCUACUAACGUACUAGUGGCUAGAGUAGCGGUACCAGUAGAAGUCUACGUGAACCACGAACUAUCGCCUUUGACACGUCACAAAAAUGUUCACGUUCUGUAGAAAAAAUAGGGUUCGAGCUCAAUAGUUGAAUCCACGAUUGAAUGGCGAGAGACCUUCAAAGAUACAGACAGAUCGAAGCAGGACAUGGAGAUGUUGGGUGCAGUGCUGCAUGUUUGCGAACAACCCAUUCAUCGUCAACAACAGCUUCCCUCUAACUAGCUAGCUAGCAAACCCGUAAAGCCAACGACAUGAAGAGUAUUUCGACAUUGCAGGUUUCCUGCCGCAAGCUUCGUUCGCUUCUUGGCCAAUCAAGGCAAGUCCAACCCAUUUGUCUAACAAGCUGUCGUCAGUUUUGGACGUCCCCAACGUCCACAAGCAAAAAGGAACAAACCAGAUCGGGUCUUCUUGUCCGGAGAUUCAUCAAUCCAUGGAUUGAUGCUGUUUCGCAGAGGGAUCCAGUUAUCUUGUCAGAAAGAAUUGAUCGAUAUACCGAAGGAUUUGCCGUUGUCUCUACCUUGCUGUGCGCCUUGAGUGCAGCUGCUUUGGCCAAUAUUCCAUCGCAACCACAACAACACGACAAAGACUGCAAGUCGUCGUCCGUCUUGACUUCUUUACUCAAAGGAACAGGGCUUUUCCCACUGACACCAUCCGCGGAAGCCAAAAUUCUUCACGAUGCCUACGCUAUUGCGUGUUCUACAUCCUUCUUUUCUGCAGCCUGUGCCCUCGGUUUGUCCACGGUCCUCAAUGUGGUGGGGACUGUGGCUCCCCGAAUCUAUGUGCAAAGUGGUUUGAUUAUUCGACAUUCAUUGGCCCUGGGGUCUAUACCCUUGUUUGCGACGAUAUCAGGAGGGUGCAUUGGGUUGGCUCUGGUCAUUGGAAUCGAUAUGGCUUCGUGUAGUCCACUCUUGACGUAUAUUGCAUUGGGACAGUUGAGUUUCACCGUUAGUCUGGUGGCAGGCACGGCAUUGAGGGCACAGAUUGGUUUAGUCAGGGCCAUUACAGCAGCGGACAACCGCAACAAUAAGCAGAGACGAAAAAUAAAAGGCAGGCAAUAACAAAAUGGCCAAAUGAGAGGAAACAGUACGGUACGACCAACAGAAAGAUACCGGUAUCCAGGUAUAGGGAUACAUACCGGUACCCAUGUACGGUGAUUGGUUGGGU